Molecule: messenger RNA, 976 nt
Organism: Pollicipes pollicipes
Lineage: Eukaryota; Metazoa; Arthropoda; Thecostraca; Pollicipedomorpha; Pollicipedidae
Product: transcription initiation factor TFIID subunit 1-like
Exons: 4
Coding region: 185-976 (263 amino acids)
Cellular component (GO): extracellular region
Molecular function (GO): chitin binding
Source: RefSeq, a predicted model, not a curated record
CCGCGCUCACCUCGGUAGCUUGUUUUUCCCCCACGGCAGACAGCAAUCGUCACGUGUUGCCGCUGACACUGCACCCAGUCUGUAGUCACCUUCCUUGUAGUGUAAUCCGCACACAGCACCGCACAUACCUUUCACGCAUCCGCCGCCCGAUCAGCACCCGCCUCUCCCGCUCGAGACAUGCUGCAUGCUGACAAUGGCCGAUCGAAGUAGAGUACCUGAUCCCAAAGACUGCCACAAAUUUUACCAGUGCAAGAACGGCAAGGCCUACCCGAUGAGCUGUCCGAAGGGCCUUGUCUACAACCCGACUCUGGAGGUCUGCGACUACCCUGAAGACGUCCCGGGGUGCAUGCCAACGAAGCCGACCAAGCCAACCAGGCCGACCAAGCCGACCAAGCCGACCAAGCCGACCAAGCCGACCCGGCCGACCCGGCCGACACGGCCAACCAGGCCAACCAGGCCGACCAAGCCGACGCAUAAGCCCAAGCCACAUUCAUCCAGCUCUAGCUCCGAGUCGGGAAGCGGAUCUCACCACCACCACAGCAGCGACUCUCACUCCAGCUCAAAGCACCACCACAGCAGCGACUCGGACUCCGGCUCGAAGCACCACCAUGGCAGCGGCUCCCAUUCGAAGCACCACCACGGCAGCGACUCGAAGCACCACCAUGGCAGCGGCUCUCAUUCGAAGCAUCAUGGCAGCGACUCGAAGCACCACGGUAGUGGCUCGAAGCACCACCCUGGCAGCGGCUCGAACCACCACCACGAUAGCGGCUCGAAGCACCACGGCAGGGAGUCGGCGGAGCGCGUGAAGUCGUUUGCACCUGCUCUGAAGAGCUCGCCUCUGUACAGGAACCCGGACCACGGCACUGUCGAGGACGAUGAUGGCUUCUUGGAGGCCCAGUUCGCCCGAAGCCGAACGCUCACUGUCCACUCAGCUGCAGCUCUGUGCGAAAGGCUCUUCCGGAUCGUGUGCUUCUAG